Messenger RNA from Trichomonas vaginalis G3, 1062 nucleotides. Its product is annotated as protein of unknown function (DUF3447). Bases 1 to 1062 code for a protein of 353 amino acids. The record is from RefSeq and is a predicted model, not a curated record. Gene Ontology annotation, molecular function: protein binding. NCBI's taxonomy places the organism in Eukaryota, Parabasalia, Trichomonadida, Trichomonadidae. The transcript has a single exon.
AUGUCUGAUCAAGACACUCACCCAAAUAAGUACAGUGAAUUGCGAAGUAUGUGUAAAGACUACAUCGAUUCAUAUAAUGCAUUGUAUCAGCUGAAAACUGAAAAUGAAGAAGAAAUAAACAAGAUUUACAAAAAGAUCAAAACAGAAUUGAUUGAUCCAAAGAAAUGUCUUCCUCAUACUAUUAUAAAAGACAUUUUAUGUAUCAUUCCGUUUAAUAAUCGCUAUACAAAGGCUUAUUUAUCUCUCGCCAAACUCAUAUAUGAUGAUUAUCAAAUAAAAAAGGAAAUCGAUGUUCCAUUAACUAUUGCAUACCUAUUUUACAAAGAAUAUGGAAUUAAAUUAACCAAACCGAACAAUUUGGAAACAUUUAAUUUUGAGAGCCUCAAUAUCCAUUUAGAAGAUACAAUUUACCGAGCAAUUAUGUAUAAUGACUUAGAAAGAUUCAUCUUCUUCACUGAAAGAGAAGGAUUUGAUAAAGAUCAAAAACUUGAAUGCGAUUUAUAUCCAUAUACUAUAUGCGGAUAUUCAUUACUUGAAUUAUGUUGUUACCAUGGAUCAGUUGAUUGUUUCAAGUUAUUAAGAACAAAAUUCAGCUCAGAAAUAACUCAAAAAUGUCUAAAAUUUUCAUUUUUAGGAAGAAACAAAGAGAUCAUGAGUGAAUGUUUGAAAUAUCAAACACCAAAUGAAGAAUGCAUGAAAUAUGCAAUUAUUUCACACAAUAUUGAUUUUGUUACAUUCUUGAUGAAUGAAUACAAUAUAGAGAUCCAUUUAGAAUAUUGUAUAAAUUAUAAUAAUCUUGAAUCAUUUUCAGUUUAUUAUGAUCAAACCGAUGAUGUUAACAAAUGCUUUUUUUAUUCCGCAAGGUUCAAUAUUCCAUCAUUAGUCGAUUACUUCCUUUCACAUGGCGCGAAUAUCAAUGAAAAAGAUGAAAAAGGAUUCACUGUUCUUCAUACUGCAGCAAUUAUAAAUUGUAAAGAAUUAUUCGAAUUUCUUAUUUCACAUGGUGCAAAUAUCAAUGAAAAAGGUAAUGAUGGAAAACCCCCCUUCAUCUUGCAGCAUUGA